AAGUGCCCCGUUCCGGCCGAGUCGCAGUUUAUCCUGGAGACCGUUGUCAAGGAGCGAACGCCGCGUCGCUGGGCAACAACAGAGCGCGGAUUGUUCCGGGGGCCCUGAGGCGGCUGGGCUGAGCCCCGCGCCCCGGCAGCGGCCAUGGCCACGGCCUCCAUGCUCCCCGCGCGCACCCAGGAGGCGGUGGCGGCAGCAGCCAGCGGCACCUACAGCUACUGCAGCCGCCCCCGGACCCUGCCCGCCCGGCGGAGAUACCGGGGCGCCCCGGGACACAGCGAACAAGAGGAAGAACCUGUUCGCUAUGCGAACCUCAUGUAUGAUAGGAGAGUGGUACGAGGAAACACUUAUGCACUUCAUGCAUUACCUUGGACUGCUCAGCCUGACCCUCUUGAGAUCCAGAGACAGCGAGAGGCUCACAGGAAAGCACUUGCCAGAAAACGAGCAAAAGAGCAGCUUCACUCAAGAACUCCAGAGCCUGUAGAGGGGAGAAAGCAUGUUGAUGUGCAGACAGAGUUGUAUCUGGAAGAGCUUGGUGACCGCAUAAUAGAGGUUGAUGUGGAGUGUCAAACAGAUGCUUUUCUGGACAGACCACCUACUCCACUCUUCAUCCCAGCCAAAACAGGGAGAGAUGUGGCCACACAGAUAGAAGAAGGAGAGCUGUUUGACUUUGACAUUGAAGUCAAACCAAUGCUAGAAGUUUUGAUUGGAAAAAUCAUUGAACAAGCUUUGCUAGAAGUCAUGGAAGAAGAGGAGCUGGCCAAUCUGCGGGCACAUCAGUAUGCAUAUGAGGAAUUACGCAAUGCCGAGCUUACUGAAGUACAACGCCUUGAGGAGCAGGAGAGGCGACACAGAGAGGAAAAGGAACGUCGCAAAAAUCAACAGUCACAAUUGCUUCAAAAGCAUAAGGAGACUUCAGAAAAAAUUGCAGCAAGGGCAUUUGCUCAGCGUUACCUGGCUGAUCUCAUUCCUUCAGUCUUUAGUAGUCUUCGUGAGAGUGGAUAUUUCUAUGAUCCUGUAGAAAGAGAUGUUGAGAAAGAAUUUCUUCCAUGGGUGAUGGCAGAAGUAGAUCAGACAUUGGAGAAGAAGAUUCUGGGAAGGACAAUGCUUGACACACUGAUUCGUGAGGUGGUUAACAAGAGGUUAGAUGCAUUUGAUCAGCCAGAAGCAUCUGGCCAGCCUGCUGGACAAACAGAAACAUCUCAUCGAGGCUCUGUUCAGACAGAAGCAUUACAUCAAACAGAAACUCAGGAGCGUGAAGCUAAGUGAAGACUAAACCAAACAUCUAGUAAUCAGCUUGUCUUUGGAACAAAGAAAGACCACCUGGCAACAGAAUAUAAAAAGCUGCUGCAGCUCCUCCAUCUUGUCUUCAAUCCUGCUUCAUACCUCUGGAGGGACUUUGCUACACUGAAGCUUUGAACCAAGGACUGAAAGACCCAUCCCAGCUGCGGAUAUACUCCAGAGACUUGAUUUGAACCUGCAGUUUAUUCUACCACUGCUGCAAGCCUGAUCCAAGAACUUUGCCAUUACUGUAUGUAAUUGAUUCCAUUUAACCAAUUCUAGCUCUCAUCUGCAUCUUUUUCCUUUUAUGAAUAAACCUUUAGAUUUUAGAUUCUAAAGGAUUGGCAACAGCGUGAUUUGUAGGUAAGAUCUAACUUGUUUAUUGACCUGGGUCUGGGGCUUGGUCCUUUGGGAUCGAGAGAACAUUUUUUCUUUUACUGGGGUACUGGUUUUCAUAACCAUUUGUUCCCAUAACCAGUGGCACUGGUGGUGAUACUGGGAAACUGGAGUGUCUAAGGGAAUUGCUUGUGUGACUUUUAUGGUUAACCAGUGGGGUAAAACUAAAGUCUUCUCUGUUUGGCUGGUUUGGUUUGCCUUGGUGUGCAUAGAAGCCCCAGCCUUGGGCUGUAACUGCCCUGCUCUAAGCAAUUUGUCCUGAAUUGGCACUCUCAGUUGGGUCCCGCCAGAACCAGCAUCGUUACAGAAAGCUACUGAAUAAAUGAUUAAACCAUCAGUUUGUAAGCACCGAAAGGAUAAUAGGUUUAUAAAUAAUAGCCAGCAUGGAUCUGGGGAUGAUAGUGGAUCAUAAAUUGAAUAUGAGCCAACAAUGUGAUGCAAUUGGGAAAAAGGCUAAUAUUAUUCUGGGGUGUAUUAACAGAAAUGUCACAUGUAAGACAUGGGAGAUAACUGUCCUGCUCUACUCAGCACUGGUGAGGCCUCAGCUGGAGUGCUGUGUCCAAUUCUAGAUGUCACACUUUAGGAAAUAUAUGGAUAACUUGGAGAGAGGCCAGAGGAGAGCAACAAAAAUUAUAAAAUUAUUAGAAAAACUGACCUAUGAAGAAAGGUUAAAAAAAACCUGGCAUCUUUAGUCUUGAGAAAAGAAGACUGAGGGGGGGACAGCAUGCUAACAGCAUGUUAAGUGCUGUUAUAAAGAGUCUAGGUUUACUUGGUUCUGCCUCAGUGCAAGGAGCUGGAUUUGAAGGCCUCUUGAGUUCCCUUUCAGCCCGACAUUUCUGUGAAACCUGGGAGAGAUUUGGGGGUUGCAGACAUACCCUCUAGAGCAUUUGACAAAAAUACAGUGGAGCAAAGUCCAGAGCUAGACACUGUUCAUCUCAGUUUGAUUUAAAAGAAAGAAAAAAAGAAAAAAGAAACACUGUUCAGUCUCAGACAAAAUGUGGACUGUGAUUGCCAGAGCAACAGCUCAACCGUGUGGCCAGGACAGCAUGUUCCCAGCCCCUGUCACCAAUUCAUGGGGGAGCACUCAGUCCUAGAUGGGAUUUUGUUUAAAGAUACCAGGAUGGUGGUUCCUAAGGUGUUAGAAAAAAAAUAUUUUUAAAAGGAUACAUGAAGGUCAUUUAGGGACUGAAAAAUCUAAGAAGACCUAGAGACAUUUUAUA
Caretta caretta (loggerhead turtle) is the source of this 2897-nucleotide messenger RNA. RefSeq names its product radial spoke head 3 (gene RSPH3). Lineage: Eukaryota; Metazoa; Chordata; Testudines; Cheloniidae. Gene Ontology annotation, cellular component: cilium. The record is from RefSeq and is a predicted model, not a curated record.